This is a messenger RNA of Daldinia decipiens, 2153 nucleotides long. RefSeq names its product glycosyltransferase family 22 protein. Gene Ontology annotation, biological process: GPI anchor biosynthetic process. NCBI's taxonomy places the organism in Eukaryota, Fungi, Ascomycota, Sordariomycetes, Xylariales, Hypoxylaceae. The record is from RefSeq and is a predicted model, not a curated record. Gene Ontology annotation, molecular function: alpha-1,2-mannosyltransferase activity. The transcript is spliced from 4 exons. Gene Ontology annotation, cellular component: endoplasmic reticulum membrane. Bases 549 to 2114 code for a protein of 521 amino acids.
GGAAUGGUAACAUGUCAGCUUGUGUUCCGUGAUCUUAUUUCGUGACCCGUGUCAUUUUACCUCUCAUCCUUACUAUUCUUACCAUAGUGUGUACAUACAUCUAUCUCGAAAGCUUGCAAUUUAUUGUUGUUACUAUAUUGGGCCUUUGCCCUAUUUCGUUUUAGAUUUUUUUUCUUCUUUCCUCUCCUUUGAUAUUUUUUAUUGAUAAGAACAGAUAAAUUUAGCCCACACUCCUUUACCCUUUGUCGCUUCCUUCGAUACAUAGGCAUUGUCUCCUACCUAUAUAAUACCUUGUUCGCUUCCUGCCGCGAUGCUAAAUCCUAGGUGAUCCUAUACUUCAUAAAAAAAAAAAUCAAUCGCGCCCACGUACCCGAUAACUGCGAUAACUGCGAUAACUGCGAUAACGCGACAGCGACAGCGACAGUAAUUGUAUAUACGACCGUUCGACGUGACGCGACAGCUACCGCAAUAUUACAACGACUUACAGUUUUCCCGUUCAGCUAUACCCCACACACAACCCUCGUAGAUGCGCACCUCCGGGUAGAAUCAUGUGGAGGCGUACCUAUAUGUUACUGGUUCUGGUACGACUAUGGCUCGCUUUUUCGCCGAGCUAUCUGCAUCCAGAUGAAAAUUUCCAAGGUCCUGAAGUUAUAGCAGGUCAAAUCUUCAGCUACCCCGUCCGACUUACUUGGGAAUUUACAAGCGAUCAUCCCAUACGUAGCGUUUUCCCGCUGUGGCCGGUUUACGGAUUACCCAUGCUUCUACUGAAGUGGUUAUGGGAGGGUAUCGGGAACGAAGGCGAAAUACCACCGAUCACGGUAUUCUGGACGUUGCGAGUGUUGAUGUUUGUUAUUAGCUUCGUCCUGGAGGAUUGGGCUAUUCAUGAGUUAGUUCAGUCACCACGACAUCGCAACACCGCCUUAUUGGUGGUAGGAUCGUCCUACGUGACCUGGACUUUUCAAACACAUACUUUCUCUAACUCGAUCGAGACCCUUGUCGUUAUGUGGUGUCUAGUGCUCGUUGAGCGCAUUCUUGAGGCUUCGGCGCAAACCUCCGCCCUGGCGGCGUCGACGGUGCUUGGCGUUGUAGCCGUCUUUGGUGUUUUUAAUAGGAUAACUUUUCCUGCAUUCUUGAUUAUUCCUGGACUUCGAUUGAUACCCCAUUUUAUACAUAGACCUUUAUCCCUUGUCAUCACGGCAGCAUCAGGGCUCUUUACAGUUUUAAUUGCUAUCUCUCUUGAUACAGCUUUCUACACUCCGCACUCUAUUACGUGGUUAGAUCUCUACCGUAAUCCUGUUAUUACGCCCUUAAAUAACCUGCAAUACAACCUCUCGCCCUCGAAUUUAGCGGAACACGGAUUGCACCCUUGGUACCAACAUCUCUUAAUUAACAUCCCAGUGCUUAUAGGGCCUGCUGUGGCUCUUUUAUUCGUAAAACCACAUCUUUCGCUCAGGCUAUAUUCGGCGAUAUCAGGGGUGUUAGUUCUAUCCAUCUUUCAACACCAGGAAGCACGAUUCUUGCUGCCAACGGUACCCCUUUUGCUCUCGUCCUUACAGCUCCCAAAGAAGUCCACGCAUCGAAAUAUGUGGAUUGCUGCCUGGGUUGGCUUCAAUGUGGUCCUUGGCCUUCUUAUGGGGGUAUACCAUCAGGGUGGUAUCGUACCAGCUCAAGUGUUCUUGAGCGAACAACCAGACGCAACACAAGCGAUAUGGUGGAAAACCUAUAUGCCGCCGAUAUGGCUUCUAAACGGUAAGAACGAGGUUCUGCAGACUAGGGACGUAGCAGGGAUGGGGGGACCCCUAUUAUUUGAGGAGUUGACGCAGAUAGCGACCUGUGACACGCCAGCCGAUCGGAGGAACCUUGAGUAUCUCAAAGAGCCAAACGGCACAUACUUGAUUGCGCCGCUCUCAUCGACGUGGCUCGAUCCAUAUUUAGACAACAAGGGUUUAGACGGGCUACGGUUUCGGGAGGUUUGGCGGCAUAGCAAGCAUUUAAACUUGGAUGAUUUAGACUGGGCGGAAGACGGGUUCUUGCCUACACUGCAAAGGGUAGUUGGUAGACGAGGUUUGGCAGCUUGGAGGGUUACUAAAAGCUGCGGUCCUCCACUGCGGUAACGAGAAAUUUAAAAAUACAAUAUAACAUUUCUAUCGUGA